Diachasma alloeum is the source of this 1515-nucleotide messenger RNA. RefSeq lists its product as uncharacterized. Lineage: Eukaryota; Metazoa; Arthropoda; Insecta; Hymenoptera; Braconidae. The transcript has a single exon. Bases 1 to 1515 code for a protein of 504 amino acids. The record is from RefSeq and is a predicted model, not a curated record.
AUGACGAACUCAAUGAAGAGCGGGAUCAGUCCCUCUUCGAGUCACUCAACAGACAAUCAUCAGGACAAUCAACUCAAGAGGAUCGGAUUGAAAACAUUCGGUGGUAAACCUGAGCAGUGGAAGGAAUUCAGUGACCUUUUCCAGUCACUGGUUGCGCAGAAGAUCUCAAUCCCUCCAGUGCAGAAGCUGGUCAGGUUAAAAGAAUGCCUAAAGGGACCAGCAGCAGCAUUAAUUUCCACCUUCACCGCCACGUCCGAAAAUUACGAGAAGGCGUGGCAGAAGCUGAGGAGGAAAUACGAAGACCCAAGGCUCGUCGCUCAGACACUUUUCAACAGGAUCCUCAACCUCCCCAAGAUCACCAAGGUUACCUCAGAGAAACUCACCGCCAACACAGCAGCAGCCUCGGAGACCUUGGAUCAGCUCCAGGAGGUUGAAGGCCUAUCUCAGGAGAACCUCGUUGAACAGCUGAUAGCACAUGUUCUCAGACAAUCACUGGAUGAGGAGACAUUAAAGCAAUGGGAACUCAAACUUGGAGACUCCAAGGAUUUCCCAAGCCUUCAGGAAUUUGCUACCUUCAUCGAGUCUUGCGCCAGGGGAAUCAGCGCAGGAAAAUCUUUUCAUUCAUCACAGGAACUCAACGCAAAGAAGAAGAAAUCAUCGAUGAAAAAGAGUUCGUACGCAGCAGCCAGUCAACAACCUCAGGAGGAAAAGAAUCCCGAUAGACCUCUCCCACGAACUUGCUGCGCAUGUUGCAAUGAGAGGCACUUUAUCUCAGACUGUCCCAAAUUCAACCAGAUGACACCACAAAAGAGGAACGAGUUUGUGGUCGCCCAUGGCCUCUGUUUCAACUGUCUGGGACCACACAUCAAAUCAAGGUGCACCUCCAAGAAGACAUGUCACAAGUGCAAUGGAAGUCACCACACGCUGAUUCAUGGCGGCAGCAGAUAUACCUCGGGAUCAGAGCCUGCACAGCACACACCAGUCCCAUCAACGAGUCAACUCACUGCUCUCAGGCCAACAACCGACGUUUUGCCAAAGGAGAAAAACCUCAGUACAUCAACAGCAGCAGUGAACAUCAACAAUCAGCAGAUUAGUGAGAGGGCAGAGAACAAUAGCCAGUCAGCAGAGUCUGAUCAACAAUCAGUGCUGUUAGCAACAGCAAAGGUACGAGUACAAUCACCAAAGGGAUUCAACAUCGAAGCCAGAGCGUUAAUUGACCAAGGCUCAGAGAUCUCAUUCAUCUCCGAUCAAUUAGCGUGUCAACUACAUCUUCAGAGAACAUCAACAACACUGGAAUCAAUCGGAAUUGGCGAGAUUAAUUCCGGAAACACGAAGGAAAUGGUUUCGGUCAUCAUCGAGGCACUCAACGGGCAGAAUGCAGUCAAGAUCAUCGCCCACAUUCUAAAGAAACGGCAAUAUUGCCAUCAUUCCCCCAUCAUGCUCCCUGCAAGACCUCCACCUAGCCGAUCCUCACUACUUAAGGCCUGGACAAAUCGACAUAAUAUUAGGGGCUGA